This is a messenger RNA of Ceraceosorus bombacis, 2124 nucleotides long. Lineage: Eukaryota; Fungi; Basidiomycota; Exobasidiomycetes; Ceraceosorales; Ceraceosoraceae. The record is from the annotation of a GenBank genome assembly.
AUGGGACAGACACUAAGUGAACCAGUGGUGGAAAAGGUGCGUUUUGCGCCCAGGGGAGCGUGGAUGAUGAUCAUGGUACAGCAGCGGGAGAUGGGCGAAGUGCAGCGCAUGGGUACUUGGCUAGUCGCAUACAAGGCGCUUGCAGUGAUCAGCAGAUGCUUGCUACAUCUUCAAUCACAGCUCAGGACGCAUUUGCGCACUUCUGCGCACUCAGCACGUUUGUUGGUACCAUUACAUGACUAAUGCUUUGCACCUGGUCACGUAAUCUGCAGCAUACCCAAACCGGCGAGGAUGACACCUUGAUAUACGGAGUGUCGGAGAUGCAAGGAUGGAGAAUCAGUACGUAGCACGAGUGGUCUUGGGGUUCUGCGUGGGCUUGCUUUGGGCUGAUGCCAAACAUUGCUCUUGCAGGCAUGGAGGAUGCACACGCUACUAUACUCUCGCUGGACCCGUCUCUGAAGGGCGACGAGAAGGCAUCAUUCUUUGCAGUGUACGAUGGACACGGAGGCUCCACAGUAGCCAAAUACAGUGGUGAGACCGUCCACCAACGCCUGGCAAAGACGGACGAAUUUCAGCGCGGUCAAUACGAAGCUGCCCUGAAACGCGCAUUCUUGGGCACUGAUGAGGACCUUAAGAGCAGUAAGUGACAGUUUUAUACGGUUCCUUUGAGGAUUUGUAGCUUGACGCUCGUCCUCUGCCAGACAAAGAAUUUGCAUUCGAUCCAUCUGGCUGCACGGCUGUCGCUGCUCUUCUCGUCGCUGGUCCCCCGAGUCAGGGUCAAGAAACUGCAAAGCCAAACGUACCACGCCGUAUCAUUGUCGCCAAUGCGGGAGACUCGCGAAGCAUCCUGAGCUACAGAGGGGAGGCCAAACCGAUGAGCUUUGAUCACAAACCGCAGAACAAGAGUGAGCAGCUUCUGCAUCAGAGCGUGCAAUGGCUACUGAAGGGUUGACACGCUCUUCUUCCUCAUGCAUCCCGUAGACGAGCUUUCUCGCAUCAAUAUGGCUGGCGGCUUCGUCGAAUUUGGUCGCGUGAAUGGCAAUUUGGCGCUUUCCCGAGCCAUUGGAGACUUUGAAUUCAAGCAGAAUUACUCGCUGCCACCUGAGGAACAGAUCGUCACAGCCGACCCAGAGAUCAUCUCGCAUGAUGUGGACGGAGAGGAAGAAUUCUUGGUGCUGGCUUGCGACGGAAUUUGGGACUGUCUCAGCAGCCAGGAAGUGGCAGAUUUCGUAAGAAGGCGCAUCGCCGAAGGCAAAGAGCUCAAAGACAUUUGCGAGGAGGCCAUGGAUAGAUGCCUUGCACACGACCCGGAUGUUGGAGGUGUCGGCUGCGAUAAUGUGAGUUGCGGGUAGGAUGAAUACGUCGAGUUGCGGGCAGGAUGAAUACGUCGAGUGGAGCACUGAAGAAUGCUACCUCAUCGUGGGCCAGAUGACGAUUUGCGUCGUGGCACUUCUCGGUGGGCGUUCAAAGGAGGACUGGUAUUCUUGGGUCAAGGACCGGGUCGAAAAGAAAAUUGGUUGGGAUACGCCUCUAGAGCCGGCAGAUCCACUCAACACCCUCAACAGGUCAAACCAAGGUGGUGCUGGUAGCUCUGGCGGCGGUCUCUCCAUGGGGCGACUUGGCGCCAUGGGCGGUGGGUCUGUAUUGUCCGCUCUGGCCGGCGGCCUCAACGCUGGUGAUGACGAUGAUGAGCGACCUGGCUCGCUUAGACUCCCUGGUGGGCUUGCUGGGGCCCUUGGCGGAGCGGGCAUCGUCUUUAGACCGGGGAAUCAAACCGACGAUGACGGGGACGUCAUCUAUGAAGCACACGUGGUCAAUUCGGACUCGGACGAGUCCGAAGAGUCGAACAACGCACCGAGUAGCAAGGACGCCGCCAAGAUCGAAGAACUGUCGGAGGCAGGCUCAGAGGAGGCAGAGAAGAGAAGUCAGCAAGGUCAAGAGGGACGACCCGACCUGACUCAUCAACCCGAAAUCGUCGAAUCUCCUCAAGAAGGUGCCGCUGCUGCGUCCUCUGCCGGGAGCAAGACCGCCGCCGCCGCAGGCCAGGCUUCUGCUGCAAAUGUGGAAGUUAGGUCAAGUACUGAAGGGACCGUCCAGGAGGACAAGGAUGCCAGCUCGACUUGA